Messenger RNA from Anopheles coustani, 1435 nucleotides. It is a transcript of the gene Lmx1a, whose product is annotated as LIM homeobox transcription factor 1-alpha. Gene Ontology annotation, molecular function: RNA polymerase II transcription regulatory region sequence-specific DNA binding; DNA-binding transcription factor activity, RNA polymerase II-specific. Gene Ontology annotation, cellular component: nucleus. The coding region runs from base 1 to 1434 and encodes 477 amino acids. The transcript is spliced from 4 exons. Lineage: Eukaryota; Metazoa; Arthropoda; Insecta; Diptera; Culicidae. The record is from RefSeq and is a predicted model, not a curated record. Gene Ontology annotation, biological process: regulation of transcription by RNA polymerase II; neuron differentiation.
AUGUUGGAGUUUUAUCACAAUCUCAACAUUAACACCGGUCUGCCUUCGACGGCCCAACCGGCCGACACUAAUUUAAAGGAUAAUAGCAUGCUCGACAACAGUGAAAGAACAGACAUCGUUGGCACGAUCAAGAGUGAAAAAACGCAGGAACUGUGCGAAGGAUGCGGCCAAAAGAUAAAGGAUCGCUACUUCAUGAAGCUCUCCCCGGACCAGUUCUGGCACGAGCAGUGCCUUCUCUGCUGCAUCUGCCGCAUCCAGCUCAGCCAGACAUGCUACACCAAAAACACCAAGGUCUACUGCAAGGACGACUACUAUCGGAUCUUUGGAUUGUCGUCCGUUCACCAGCAGCAGCACCAGUCACCGGGUCACCAGCAGCAGCAGCACCAGCGCGAUUGCUACGGUUGCGGGGAACGAAUCGCCCCGAGCGAAAUGGUGAUGCGCGCCAAACACCUCGUGUACCAUCUGCAUUGCUUCCUGUGCUACACCUGCAAUAGGCCACUGCAGAAAGGCGAACCAUUUUCACUGCGUGCCGGCAAACUCAUCUGCCAGCACGACUUGGAGAAGGAUUUCUACGGUUCGGCGGCGGCAGUGGCGGCAGCAGCUGCCAUACACCACCACCAUGGCGCACCGGGGAUCCACCAGCAGCACCAUCCGGCGGCCCACCUGUACGGGGCCGACGGGGACGACUACCUGCUUGAGGACGGCCUGCGGACACGGGACGGUCGACGAGGGCCCAAGCGACCGAGAACGAUCCUCACUUCCGCCCAGCGACGCCAGUUCAAGGCAUCGUUCGAUGUGUCACCGAAACCAUGCCGGAAGGUUCGCGAGGCACUAGCCAAGGAUACGGGCCUCUCGGUACGGGUAGUACAGGUGUGGUUCCAGAAUCAACGAGCCAAAAUGAAGAAGAUCUCGCGCAAGUCCAAAGCGAACGCCAACGGCGGGGACAGCGAGAAGAACCACUCGGACAAAGAGGAAAAGUCAAUCAAGCUAGAAUCGCCCAGUAGCGACCACAGCCACUAUCUGGGUCUGGACAGUUCAUAUAGUUCUUCCAGCCAGCCGCUAAAUCCAAACCUUCCGUACUCGCCAGAUUUUCCCGAUAACUCAGACGCAAGCCUGUGCAGCUCGGACAUUUCGCUAGACGAAAGCUUUGAUAACGUCGACGAGGCUACCUCUGAUACGAUGUCGUUGCAAAACCUAGAUCUCCACCCCGGGCUGGGCCCUUCCAUUGGGGGUGUAGGAGGUGGUGCCAGCGGUCAGGGAACCAGUACACUUUCUGGUGGCGUGCACAAUGGUCAAACGCAGCAACAGCUAGUCAAUCACAAUAAUAACAGCAUCGGCUCGAUGAUGCCAACCGUAGCCGGUAGCAUUACGCACAUCGAUAAACUCUACCUGAUGCAGAAUUCUUACUUUAAUUCCACGCAGAUCGAACAGUGAA